Electrophorus electricus (electric eel) is the source of this 3698-nucleotide messenger RNA. It is a transcript of the gene isoc1, whose product is annotated as isochorismatase domain containing 1. NCBI's taxonomy places the organism in Eukaryota, Metazoa, Chordata, Actinopteri, Gymnotiformes, Gymnotidae. The record is from RefSeq and is a predicted model, not a curated record.
UCAUCAUGGCGGAUACUCACACGCUCAGCAACAAUAACCAUGUCCCCAUUUUAUUUUCUUUUUCUGUCUUUUCGCGACCAUCGUCUGUCCCCAUCGGCUCUGGCUAUGAAGUGCUUACCCAGAAGUUUCUAUCUAUAUACGGUUCUCAAAUCGACGUGCAUCGUAAAUUUUUGAUUCAGGUGUUCUCCGAGGAAUGGGGACAGUACAUUGAUUUGCCGAAGGGAUUUGCGGUAUCGGAUAAAUGCAAGCUUCGAUUAGUUCCUCUUCAGAUGGAUAUCGCAACACUGGGCAAUCUUUCUCCUGCUACCACUGUUUUCUUCUGCUGUGACAUGCAGGAACGAUUCAGACCUGCCAUCAAGUAUUUUGGUGACAUCAUAAGUGUGGGGCAGAGACUGCUCCAGGGGGCUCGUAUUCUGGGGAUUCCUGUCAUUGUAUCAGAGCAGUACCCCAAAGGCCUGGGCAGCACUGUGCAGGAGAUGGAUUUGAGUGGGGUCAAGAUGGUCUUCCCCAAAACCAAGUUCUCCAUGGUGCUUCCAGAGGUGGAGGCUGCCCUGGCUGAGGUUCCAGGAGUUCGAAGCAUUGUGCUCUUUGGAGUUGAGACACAUGUAUGUAUUCAACAAACGGCUCUGGACCUGAUUGGGAGGGGUUUUGAAGUACACAUUGUAGCUGAUGCGACAUCCUCCAGGAGCAUGAUGGACAGAAUGUUUGCACUAGAGCGUCUUGCUCGUACUGGGAUCAUCGUCACCACCAGCGAGUCCAUCCUUCUGCAGCUUGUGGCCGACAAAGAUCAUCCUAAAUUCAAAGAGAUCCAGAACAUCAUUAAGGCCAGUGCUCCCGAGUCAGGACUGCUGUCCAAAGUUUGAGCAGAACACGUCGUGCUUGCGUUCACCCGGUUCCCAUUUCUGAAGCCGCCUCUAAAAUAGCUCUUAAAAAUUCUACAGAAGUUGUUUAGAUUUGAUGCAUGAAUUUGCUCAUUAAGAUUUUCAGAUGUAUAUUUAAUAAUGUAUCACAGUUUGUUCCAACAUUGUUUUUCUUUGUGGACAGGUAAAAAUGGUGGUGUAUUUAGGUGACUGUGAAUUGUGGCAUUUGCUCUUAGAUGUCUGUUUGCUUGGCAAAAAAUGUAAUAGUUUACCUUAAGCUGCACAAGUGUUUAUUGGAUGCAUUGUUUUUGGGGGAAAAAACCCAUUUUGAAACAAAUUAAGUCAGAAGAAUAUCAUGCCGUUUAACAUUUAAGGACACUGAAGUUUUAAAGGUAGACAGCCAUGAAAAUGGACAUGAUAGAUGUGUGUCCUUACUUUAUGAGCCUUUAAACAUUUUCUCCUGCUAGACUUUUAGAAAACACUACCCCAAACCCAAGUGUCCACUUAGAAUCUGUUUAACAGUCAUUUUAAAUUUUUAUGGCCAAGUAGGUUGGGAUAGGUUCAUUACAGUGUUGCAGUAAUGACCCAUGUUGAGUUGCUUGUAAAAAUUCAAGACUCUUGGGUGGUGAAUUGAAGGUACAUUUGACAAAUUAAUGAACCAUAGAAGCAUAAGUCGGGCUACUUUAGUUUGUUCAAUUCUUGAUACCUAUUAGAGGAACACUUAGAAUUUGGGUAGUACUAUUUUCCUGUGGUGUAUUGCUUCAAUAGGGCUAAGUAGGGAGUGAAAUAAACGUAUAAGGGACUGUUGUUUAAAAAAAUAAAUAAAUAAAAAAUCCCAACCUGUUAUCACCUAAACAGCUUCUAUUUCCCUUAAAACCUCAGCAACAAUUUGUGCUUUUCUUUUUUUUUUCAUGACAGAAAACCUAUAUUCUCAGCUGACUGUAUGUUACUGCAUUGAAGUCCUCUGAGAGACGAGUGCUGAUACCAAUAGCAGACUACCUCUCAAGUUACUCAUUUUCUCAAACUUGUGAACAUUUGUUGCAAGUUAUUAACAUCCUCCUAAAAUCAUAACUGUCAUUGUAUAUGAAUGCUGCAUUAAGAAAUGUAAUUAUAAAAAUAAUGGUGGAAUUAGAAUGAGAGAAUUUGAAAUGGUAUGAUAUAUUCUGCAGGAUGGUUCAGGCUCAUUGACUAUCGGGGAAGUUAAUCAAAGCUAAAAAAAUGUGCUUCACAUGUUAAUGUUCAUAAAUUCCUUUAGUUUUAACUUAACCUUGAAAAGUGUUUAUUGUCUAUUGUCUUUUUUUUUUGUUUUUUGGUUUCUGUGUUUUCUGUUUGACUUUGUGCACAAACGCCCAAGCAGCACUAGUCAUGCACUGUAUAUAUAAGCCUGUAUAGACUGUAGGUCUAUUAGGUCUGUAUAGACUGUAGGUCUAUUAGGUCUGUAUAGACUGUAGGUCUAUUAGGUCUGUAUAGACUGAAGGUCUAUUAGGUCUGUAUAGACUGAAGGUCUAUUGGGUCUGUAUAGACUGUAGGUCUAUUGGGUCUGUAUAGACUGUAGGUCUAUUGGGUCUGUAUAGACUGAAGGUCUAUUGGGUCUGUAUAGACUGUAGGUCUAUUGGGUCUGUAUAGACUGAAGGCUCCCCACUGCCCUUCCCUUCACUCUGUCAUUCCUUUUGUUACAUAUUUUAAUGAUCUGAAUGCACCAGCUUUUCUCAGACAUGGUUUUCUCUCUUUUGAUUUAUAUUAAAACCUUUAUUACUGUUUUCAUUUGCAAAAAAGGCAUGCAAAGACUCAGCCCCACAUUGCAUAAAAACUUUGGUAUGGCGGCAUUUUGUAAUUUAAUAAAAAAAUAAAAUCAAUCACUAGUUGAAAAUAUCUGGUAGAUUCUGCAGCUACAGUUGCUGUCAAACCCUGUGAGGGAAAGGCAGGAAAAUGCAGCCGUUUUUGUUCUUUGAUGACACGUGUUUAUUUUGAAGAAAACUGAAUGAAUAAGCAAGGUGUUAGUUUUCAGUAUUCACAUUGAUUAUAGGAGUGUUCAUAUUAAAAAAAAAAAACAACUUAUUACCAUAGCAAGGACUUUUGUAAAAAGUAAAAAAAAAAAUAAAAAUAAAAAAAAAGUCACAUGGAACGUUACUGCCACAUGAUGUUCACUGUUGUAAAUUACAUGGGAGAAAAUGGCAUAUAGUAAUGGAAAAGCAGACUCAAUGAUCAGGAUGAGGGAAGGCCUAUUUUGAGUUCCUCAUGAAGAGUAGCAUAAAUUUUAGUAGUUAUGAUGGUAUGAAAAGUCCCUGUAGUUUCAUCAUUAAGACUUUGUUCUGAUAAUCAAGGCAGUAAGUACAUAGUUCCAGUCUGAAUGAUAAUUCCUUGUCUCUGCCAUGGGUGAUGGUCAUCACACUGAGCAUGCUGUCCUGCACCAUUUCUCUCUUUUUUUUUAAAUGUGUCUUACACAUAUUUCAUUGCAAACCUCCUGACAAAUUGACUCAUUGAGACUAUUAAGUAUAUCCAAAGUAAGGGAAAAACUGUAUGUAAAACUCCUACUGGUAGUAUGAAUAUCUUGGUAAAACACAGGAAUAUGUAGUGCCUAUUUAUGAAAGUCCAUACUGAUUGUAUUUCCAGAUAGCCUAUUCUUGAUGUGACAAAAUAGGCUUGUUAACACUACUGUGUAAGAGCAUCUACAUUUUUGUAACAGCUAAUGUGGUGUGUGAAAUGUUUAUAUGAAAUACUGUAAGUUUUGUAAAUGCAAGCAUUAUUGAUCUAUUGGGUAAUUGCCCCAUAGAUCAAAGCUCAAAGGAAAUAAGUGGGUAAAGAAUCUAUGAGAUAAAAGUUAUUUCUAAACCUUCA